UGCGCUGAACUCUCCUUCAGCUCCGGCGCCUCGUAUCGGAUCAGGUGAGUCUCAUCAGAUGUUAUUGUGCAGGAAGGAGAACCGAGUAUUUUCUGGCUGAACGUCCUGGUUGAGCUGCAGCUGGUCGGACCGGUCUGACCAGAACACGGCGAGGGCGGGCGGAGAGAGAGGAGGGUGUGAAGAAGACGAUAAGAGCCUAGGUUUGUCAGUCCGGGUCAGAACCGCUGGGCUUUCUUUACUCAAUGAUGAAGUUUUUUGAUCCCAGUUGUCGCAGCAGGAUUACCUGAGCGUCUGGAGCGGAGCGGAAAACCGGAUCGGACCUUUUCCGACUUAUCAGCUGCUUGGUGAAGGAGAGCCAUCAUGAGCGGACAGGGCGAGGGGCCCCGGGGGUCCAGGAUGCCCCAGAACGUCAAGCCUAAACCGGGCCAGCCGGCUCCGACCCGGAAGGACCGGCCCCAGAAGGCACGGCGCUCCCGCAGCAGCGACUCAGAGCGAGGGAGGAGGCGGGAGCGUCACCACGGCGACCGGCACCGGAGGGGCCGCAGCGAGGAGACGCGACGGCGGGACGGGAAGGACGCGGAGCAGCGGGACGCGCCCCCCGUGGACAUGCUGGGGGACACGGAGUGCGCCGUGUGCUUCUGUUCCUAUGACAACGUCUUCAAGACGCCCAAGCUGCUGGCCUGCGGUCACACCUUCUGCCUGGAGUGCCUGGCGCGCAUCAACGUCACGUCGCCGGAGAUCAAGACGCUGUCGUGCCCCGUGUGCCGCGUCCUGACCGAGCUGCCCCACGGCCGCGACCUGCCCCGCCUGGGCAACAACCAGGACGUCAUCGGCCGCCUGCCGGACAACAUGCGCCGCGCGCUGUCCGUCCGCUUCCAGCGCAGCAAGGGCCGGCUGCUGCUGAAGCACCCGCCCCCCACCGCCAAGCCCACCGUCCUCAGCCUGCCCGUCAAGAAGCAGCAGGCCCCGCCGGCGGCCUCCCACGGCGCCAACCUGGCCGCCGCAGAGGAGGGCGGCGCCCCGCCCACCAUGGUGGACGUGGGCAGACCGCCGAGCAGGAUGAGGGGCCGCAUGCGGCGCCUGUUCCACUCCGACCGCUGCUACUACGCCGUGGUGGCGUCCAUCAUCACCAUCACCGUGGCGCUGAUGAUGGUGGGCAUCCUGGCUUUCGUCAUCAUCCCCAAGGUCCCGAUCCCCGGACCCGGCAGACCCGGCGGGAACUUUACCGACUCCUCCUCACAUGAGAACGACAACUUUGAACCGGACUCGCCCUGAGGGGGCGGGGCCUGAAGGGGCGGGGCUUGAGAGGUGGGCUGAGGUAUUACUCCGGGUGUGAAACAGUGAAGGAAGGAGGAAUGAGGAAGAACAAGAUGGAGGCGUUUUCCCAGCUGAGCAUGAAGAACUUUGACCCCUGAGGGGUCAGGAAGGAUUACGCUGAGUUUGAAGCGGUGAAGGAAUGAAGAAGAGGAAGAUGGCGCCGUUUCUCCAGGCUGAGUGUGAAAUAUAUGGGGUUCCAUCUGUGACGAUACAGUGAAAAAUUAACAGCAAUAAUUUAUUGUUUAACCAUCAUAAGAAAAAAAAAAAGGAAAUUAAUCUUUGAGUCAUCUUUUCACCAUAUUGUUAAGCUCAUUGUUUAGUUAGCCAAUUAAAUAUUUAACUUCAAACUAAAAAUGUUGCUCCAAGCUAAAUAUUUAAUUAGAAAGCUAAAUAAUUAGCUGGUUAAAUAUUUACUUUGAAACUGUGACAUUUAUAAAUGAAUGAAUGUAAACCUGUAACCUUGAAACCGUUUUCUCUUAU
Molecule: messenger RNA, 1797 nt
Organism: Xiphophorus hellerii (green swordtail)
Lineage: Eukaryota; Metazoa; Chordata; Actinopteri; Cyprinodontiformes; Poeciliidae
Gene: rnf183
Product: ring finger protein 183
Exons: 2
Coding region: 361-1275 (304 amino acids)
Biological process (GO): protein ubiquitination
Molecular function (GO): ubiquitin protein ligase activity
Source: RefSeq, a predicted model, not a curated record